AUGAAUGAAGAGGUAUCUACUGACAACGAUAAUGAGCCAUUUUCUCUUGACCUUGUUGAUCCAGCAAAUUGGGGAAAUAUGAAUACGAAUUUAAGAGAUUUAAUUGUAAUGAAAGGUCCUGUAAGAGAAAAUGAUCUGAUUUUUCCGAAAGAUGGAGCAAAUCGACACUUCUCAUCCACACAUUACAUUCGACGAUUACCUAAUGGAGAGAAGUAUGAUAGAAAAUGGUUGAUAUAUUCAAAAAGUUUGGAUAAAGUAUUUUGCUUUUGUUGUAAGCUAUUUAAGAAUAAUGGGAUCAGAACCCAAUUGGCACAUGAUGGAGUAAAUGAAUGGAAAAAUGUUGGUGAAAAACUUAAAAUGCAUGAAAAUAAUUUAGCAUUUCGUGGGGGCAAUGAGAAGACAUAUCAAGAAAAUAAUGGUAUCUUUUUAAGCAUGAUUCAAAUGAUUGCUGAGUUCGACCCCGUAAUGCAAGAGCAUGUUCGUCGAUUAAAAAGUAAAGAGAUUCAUUAUCAUUAUCUAGGACACAAAAUUCAGAAUGAGUUGAUACUUAUGCUAGCGGGCGAGAUAAAAAAAAUCAUUGAGAAACUCAAAAUUUCUAAAUACUUUUCUGUUAUACUUGAUUGCACUCCAAAUACAAGUCACGAAGAACAAAUGUCAAUGAUAUUGAGGUGUGUAGAUAUUUCGACAAGUCUAGCGAAGGUUGACGAAUUCUUUUUAGGGUUUUUAUUAGUGGAUGAUACAUCAGUUUUCAAAGAGAAUGUAACUGGUCUUAUCCUUAAGCCUUUGUCACAAACUCGUUGGGAAAGCCAUAUUGAAAGUGUUAGAGCGAUAAGAUUUCAAGCUCCACAGAUAAAAAAAAGACUUACUACAAUUAGCAAAUUGUUAAAUAAUGUUAAUAGAGUAGGCAAACAAUUGCAAGCAGAAGACAUGCAUAUUGAUGUUACUAUAGACCAUUUAAAAGGCCUCAUUUCAUUUUUCAAAAGUUAUAGAGAAUCUGAUUUUGAAUCGGCCAUGGUUGAUGCUAAAGAGAUUGCAAUGGAUCAAGCUCUAUCAUUACUUCAGAAUAGAUUUGAGCAAUUUCAGAAAUAUGAUGAUAUUUUUGGAUUUUUGUUUGAUUUGAAAAGACUUAAAUCUAUUGAUGAUGAUGUUUUGAAGUAUUCUUGCAUUAAACUUGAAAAUUACUUGAAGCAUAAUACGAUUUCUGAUAUUGAUGGAAUAAAAUUAUUUUCUGAGUUGAAAGUUUUAAGGGAAGCAAUAUCUGCAAGCAUUUUUGGAGCAAUUGAUGUAUUGGAUUACAUUAAGAAAAUGAACUGUUGUUAUGCAAAUGCUUGGAUUGCUUAUAGAGUAUUAUUGACUAUUUCUGUCACAGUUGCCUUUGUCGAAAGAAGUUUUUCAAAGUUGAAGUUGAUUAAGUCUUAUUUUCGAUCAUCCAUGUCACAAGAGCGAUUGAAUGGAUUAACUAUGAUUUCAAUUGAAAAAAAUAUGUUGGACAAACUUGAUAUUAGUAGUUUGAUUACUAAUUUUACAUCUCAAAAUGUGAGAAGGUUAAAUCUUAUGCUAGCCUAA
Molecule: messenger RNA, 1566 nt
Organism: Olea europaea var. sylvestris
Lineage: Eukaryota; Viridiplantae; Streptophyta; Magnoliopsida; Lamiales; Oleaceae
Exons: 5
Coding region: 1-1566 (521 amino acids)
Molecular function (GO): protein dimerization activity
Source: RefSeq, a predicted model, not a curated record